This is a messenger RNA of Cladophialophora bantiana CBS 173.52, 1740 nucleotides long. RefSeq lists its product as uncharacterized. NCBI's taxonomy places the organism in Eukaryota, Fungi, Ascomycota, Eurotiomycetes, Chaetothyriales, Herpotrichiellaceae. The record is from RefSeq and is a predicted model, not a curated record. The transcript has 3 exons. Bases 1 to 1740 code for a protein of 579 amino acids.
AUGCGGCAAAGUCAACCCCAACCCCGCGCCUGGGCAAACUCGGUCACUCUCCGGGCCCGGCCAGGGCUCCCAAGAGAUCGGGGCGGACCGGGGCCUGAGGACGCAAAUGAGGACGAUCAGGACGAGGGCGGCGAUCAUCAAGAUGGGCGACAAGGCACACUAUUAGCUUCCAAGACGACUGGUUCGCAAUCUGCUGCGUCCCCGCGAAAGCCUCACGUUAAGCGAGGGAAGGAUCGAAAACCUGGGACUGGGACUUUGACAAAGGCUGGCUCCAGGAAAGAAGAACAUGACGAGACUUUGCUUGCAGUGAAGUACUCUCAAAGUCCCUCCCUGUUGUUGGAGCCUGAUGCCGACGAACCCUAUCCCCUUCUCCCAUCAUUCCUUCCGAAUGGGCUGGUCAAGCGACACCUGCAUAACCUCCCCGAUGUCCUCGCGAAGCUGGUAUCCAAGGCCGCCUUGACCGGGAAUUAUGGCAGAUCCUUCGCCAGCAACGUCAUGGCCUCGCUCUCGCAACACCCGGCACAGCUUCAUGCAAUGAUCUUCGCGGUCAUGGUGCACGACCGCAUACAGCAAGGCGUCAGCAACCCGACUGCCACGGAGCUGAUGGUUGGCACUGAAGCUAUCCGGCACCUGAAUCAAGAAAUCAGCGACCCGGACCCCAAACGGGCCUUGUCGGACUCCAACAUCUGGGCGGUCCUGGUGCUCGCGUACUCUGGACGCGAAGACCGGAUACGGUCCGGGCAGAGCUACCCGCGGCAGUCCUUUCUGAGAGAGCUACAAUCGAUCCACAUCUAUCUGAAGAUGGAGAUUGUCAUUGAGCAUGUGCUAGGUCUUAUCAAAAUGAUGGAGCUGCUCGGGGAUUUGCACAAAAUCAGGACGCCCGGGAUCGCACCCGUGGUCUCUUGGUGCGGUAUCAUGGGUGCGUGCCGAAACAUUGGAAGACCCAUAUUCCCCUUUAUAUCCCACACAACCACGUUCGUCCGCGAAGAUGGUCGUCUCUCGGUAACUAAACACGAGCGCGACGCCGUUGCUACCGACUUGGGCCAACUGGGCACGGGCUUCUGGCAAGUCUGGGACAACACGAAGAAUCAUUCCGCCACCGCCGCCGCCACCACCACCACCCCCACCACCCCGAGCUACCUGGCAGAUCUCUUGACCGUCAUCCAAGACAUCUGCGACUUCACCGUCGUGGUCGAGAACCACGCGAGCGGGAGAUGGAUGCCCCGCACAUCGCCCGAGAUUAUCGACCAGCGAAACUUCGUCCAGCACAAGUUGAUGUCGCUGUGGUCGGCGGAGGAGUUCCAGAACACCACAAGUACCGCGUGUGGCAUCUCUGCAGAUGACGACGUGCAGUACGAGACCUGCCGGCUAGCCUGCAUCAUUUACUCCUUUAUCGUCGUGUUCCCCGUUCCCCCCGUGGUGGGGCCAUUUGAGACCUUGAUCGACAGGCUCAAGCGCGCACUGCAAGCGACCGCGUGGAAGGACUUUGAGCAUCCAAGGCUGAGGCUGCAUCUGUGGAUCCUGGUCAUGGGCGCCAUCGCGUCGAUAGGCUUGCCCGACCGUCCGUGGUUUCUGUUACGGGUCAUGGAAGUGUUGAACGAGUUCGAUGACAUAGCUGAAUGGAACGAUCUGAAGGCUUUGUUGAAGACGUUCUUGUGGCAUCCCCGUACGGGCGACCCGGACGGACUCGAUAUUUGGAAGGCGGUUCAGCAAGGAGACGACGUGCUGGAUACAAUAUAA